Messenger RNA from Panthera uncia (snow leopard), 15554 nucleotides. It is a transcript of the gene SNX13, whose product is annotated as sorting nexin 13. The record is from RefSeq and is a predicted model, not a curated record. Gene Ontology annotation, biological process: positive regulation of GTPase activity. Lineage: Eukaryota; Metazoa; Chordata; Mammalia; Carnivora; Felidae. The coding region runs from base 8571 to 11276 and encodes 901 amino acids. Gene Ontology annotation, cellular component: early endosome. Gene Ontology annotation, molecular function: phosphatidylinositol binding. The transcript has 29 exons.
GCACAGAGCAAUUUUGGAAUUAUCUUAGGUGACAAGAAUUUUAUUGAAAAGGUAGAUGAUGAAAUCAGUAAAAUAAGAGCAUUGUUACAGUCAUGCUUCAUAGAACAGAGAAAUGCCUUGCCUAUUUAGCUACCUGGUUACCUUGUGACCCUCUUCAGCAUUAGAUUUUUGUUAACCCCUGUGGUAGUGCUUUGCUAUUAUUAUUGACUCUCUGUUACUGCCUUACUGCUGCUUUUAUCCCUCUUAGUACCAAUUGACAGUUUUAAGAGAAGAUCUUAUCAGUCAUAUCAGAGUCACCAUUUUCGCUAGGCUACCUAUGUUAUUUGAUAGAGCUUUUCUGCCAGGUCAUCUCACAGAACAUUAAACCGGCUGUAGAAAUCCACCAUUAUAGCUGUCUCUGGUCUAUCAUGGUGGGGGUCAUUUAUGUGAAUCAGAACAUGGUGCUGUAUUCUUAAGGAAUCCUUCAGAAGAUCCUUUAAGGUAUGGUAGGCAGGUAGGACUUUUUUGAGAAAAGUCCAAGAAGGGAGGCAUUAUAUCAGGUGAAUACCUUGCUUGUCUUGAAGUUUUAUAUUUUGACAUAGUUACUACAUUUGCUUUAGGUGCUGCUUUAUGGAUUUCUGGGGUCUUAGGAGAAAACCAUUUUAUAUUCCAAGUUUACGUCUUUCAUGUAGUUAGAAAAAUUUGCAAGAGACUUCCAAAGGGUUGCUUUAAGAGUAAAUACAUGUUUGAAUUUGUUGUGUAUGUACACAUAAACACACCCCUCACACUGUCAUCUCGAGUUAACUUUUAAGCCAUUUGAGUAUGGGAGAUCUAUAAUCCAAUUCCAUCUUUUCAAAGUGAGUAAACAAAAGUUGAGAGACAUUUUGAUUGCCCAGAUUUGCACGAUAUCUUAGAGGAGAGCUAUGAUUAGAAACUGGAAUUCCUAACUACUUCUGCCUUACAGUGUGUAGUGCCUAUUUAGUGACUUAGAAAAACAAAAACAGCUUCUGUAUUCCUGGCAUUAAUCUAAUCUUGUUUAGGACUUUCCAGUUGGGAAUCUUAAUUGUAAGAAACAGAAAUAUACCCCAGCUACCUCAUAUAAAAAGGAGAAUUCAGGGAAGUAAAAUGAAACACAGCUGGUCCUGUGGGAACUGAAAAGCUGACUGAGAUCUCAACUCUCUCAGUCUCUCUCCUCCUCUUCUUUCUCUCCUUCCCUCCCUUUCUUCCUCACCCUCUCUCCUUCUCCCCAAUCCUUCUUUCUCCUUCUCUCCCACUUUGUCUUUCUUUCUCUCACAGGUAACCACAAAGUCUCUCAUCUCAGCUUUGCAGGGUGUAUUUGCUUCAUUUUCAGUUUUUGUCUCAGUUGGUUUCCUGGCUUACUCAUUGGCUUAUCUGUUCCUUAAAAUAGCCACCUCAGCCCCAGAAUGUACAUAUUCUUUUUCAGGUCCAUUGCCCACCAUUGGCUGGCUACAAUUUGUACUUUUUUAAGUUACUGACAGAGAGCCUAGCUCAGAUCACUGAUGAAGUCAGGUCUCACAAGGUAUACAUUGUCUGCUAAACAGUAAGUUGACUUCCUUUGUGUCAUAGAAAGGAAGUUGACUUCCUAGAGAUACCUGGUCUAGACCAUGGUGAGGUUGGGGGAGGGAAACGUAAGUAGGGUAAUAGGAUUCUUAGAGCUGUGGAUGAAAGGAUGGGAUGAGUAGAUGUAACCUGCUUUUUACAUAUGUAACAAUUACUGGCUUUAUAUUUCAAAUAAAAAUUAUUUUGUCUUGUUCACUCCUAAAUAAUUGGAUGGCAAAGACUGAAAAGAUCUUAGCAUGGGACAUCAUAUCCUAUACAUUUGUGCAUUAAGUUCCAUUAAUUGUGAAUGAAUCUCUGAAAUGAUAACUUGAGAUACUUGAUAAUUCUUAUUAUCACUUCUAGACACAUGCUUCUAGGGGCUAUUUCUUUUUAGGUUUUUUUUUUUUUGGGGGGGGGGUCAGUUCUAUUAGAAAAGGAGCCUCCUCCUGAAUUCAUUCAUAUAUUCAUAUUCAUACAUAUCACAGACUGAAUUGUAUUAUGUUCCAGGAAUUUUGGUAGCUAUGAAGAGAUAACGUUGAACAUGAUACCUAAGUUCCGUGCGGUAAAAGAACUUUAAAUUUUGGAAACAGCUAUACCUCUUGCAAUUAAUUAGAGGUCCGACUGUCUUUGUACCUUUGAACCCUUCAGCUACUGCUCAGUCACACCUAUUUAACGUGUCUUCUUUUUACUAGGUUUUUUUCCUAGACCCUGGCAUACAUACAAAUCUCUUCCCACUUAUUCCUAAAACUACUGCAGUGUUGUUCUAUGCUUACUACUCUAUUAUGCUGCUCUCAGUAAAAUCAUCAGUUACCAUUUGUUGUCAAGUCCCCUGGACACUACUGAUAACUUCUUUCUUAUGGAGAUACUGUUAGCUUCUAGGACUCCACUGAGUUAUGGGUUCUUUUUGUCUUUUUAAGCUUGCCUUCUCAGCCCUGGUCAUGGGCUUCAUUUUUCUUUUUCUGCCCUUUAAAAUGUUGAUGUUACCAGUAUUUCAGUUUUGACUUGAUGCUCUCUUCAUGAUCUACUUCAUUCUAAUUUGUAAGAUUACUAUUUGUGUGACAGUAACUUCAAAUUCUGUAUCUGUAGCCAGAGUAUUUCCUUGAAAAUAACUUGUAUUACUAUAUUCAGUUGCUUGCAGAUUAUCUUCACUUGAGGUCUUGUAUAUUACCCUCAACAUGCCCCUUAAUGAACUUGACUUCUUCAUCUACAAAACAAAACAAUAAACAUUCCCCCAACCCUGUUGUCCUCGGUGUUGUUUUGGGUGACUGGUUGUUCAGCCAGUUACUACUGAAGCUUAAAAAGCUAUGAUGAUGGCUCUUUCUCAUGCUCCAUGCAGUUACGCACAAGGUUUAUUGCUUGAGUCAUCCAGAUACUUCUCCAGUCUAUAGACUUUGGUCCAUCCACCCUACCUUUGCCCUGUUUCUGACUUUUAGAUAACAUGACUGUAAUUGCCCUUCAUAGGUUUUUCUGUCUCCAGUUUUGAAAUCUUGCAGGUAGUUGAUAGAAUGGUUUAAACUUGAGUAUCGUGUAUACUUCUUACAGUCUACUUUAUAAAAACAACCUUCACUGGACUCCCCAUGGAAGCGUUUCUUGCUUCAGUGCCUAUUCCUGUCGUCUUUUUAUCAGGUUCCCUGUUCUUCAUCUGACUAUGGCCUGUUACUCUCUGAGACUAAUCUUAGGUAUCACCUGUUUCAGGUUGCUUCCUCUGAUUUGUUGUCCUUUCUCCUCUUCAUGCUGGAUCAGAUCACUUAUUGCCUUGCAAUAGCUGAUGCAUUUCUAUCAUUUUACUUACUGCAUUUUUUUAUAUUUGUAUAUAUGUGAUUCUUUUCACAAGACUGUGAGCUUCUUGAGGCAUGAACAGUGCUUUACUUAUCUUUGAAACCGCAGAACUUGGCUAUGGUGGGCACAUGAUAGAUCUUAGUAAAUGUUUAGUCAAUUAAUGAAAGAAGCUUCCAGUCUAGAAAGGCACAUACAUAUGAAUAACUCUGUAGAAUUAAAAAAGAAAAAUUUAAUGUUUAUUUUUAAGAGAGAGACAGAGUGCAGGCGGGGGAGGGCAGCGAGAGAGGGAGACACAGAAUCCAAAGCAGGCUCUAGGCCCUGAGCCAUCAGCACAGAACCUGAUGCAGGGCUAAAACUCACGAGCCAUGAAAUUAUGACCUGAGCGAAAGUCGGACGCUUGACUGACUGAGCCACCCAGGUGCCCCUGUAGAAUUUUAAAUAGUGCUGUGUAGACAGAGAAUGCAGGGACUGAACAUUCUCUCUAUGGAGAGAGAUGUGCUUGUGAGGGAGGACUUGUUUCAUGGAACAUGUAAGUUUGAGCUGGUACUUGAGGGGAAUUUGAUAGAGAUUCUUGCUAAAGAGGAAAGAUAAUCCAUCCUAAAGGAUACACAGAAGAGAAUGAGUUCUGCUCAUGGAAUAGCCAGGUAUUUCAGAAUCUUUUCAAAGGUCGUUUUGGCAGUAAGGAGGAUAGAAAAGAGGGGAGGCAGAAAUUGUAGUCUUGCAGGCUAUAGUGAAGGUCUUGCCUAAGGCUUUAAUGGUGAAGAGGGGAAGGACCCAAGAGAUAAUUUAGGAUAUAAAAUGUAAUUGGUUGGAUGUGACAGUUCCAAGAGGGGACAGUCCAAGAUAACUCUGAGAUUUAUCUUUUCAGUAAUUGGAUAGGCACUGAUGCUUCUUUUAAGUAAGGGAAUAUAGGAGAUAUUUAAGGUAUGUAAUGAGUUUAAUUUUAGACAUGAUGAAUUUGAGGUACCCAUGAGAACCUUAGGCAGAAAUGUUAAGUAUGCAGUUCAGUGUAAGUUUUAGAAACUCAAGAGGCAUAUGUGGGCUGGAGGCACAGUUCUGAAAGUCACAGACAGUACAUAAGAGGUAGUGAAAAGUGGUGGAUUAGAAAACAAAGUUACUCAGGGAUUGGAUGUAUAGAAGAUUCUAUGACAGUGAAAACAGAAUCCUGGGAAUUGCAGGCUUUUUUUUUUUUUUUUUCUUCUUUUUUUUUUUUUUCUUAAAGAUGAUCAGGGCAUAUGUACAGAGCAGUAUUAAUUUUCCUUGAUCCCUUUACUUAUUUUGAAGGAGAGAGAGAGAGAGAGGGAGGGAGCACAAGUAGGGGAGGGGCAGAGAGAGAGGGAGAGAGAGAAUCCUAAGCAGGCUUUACUCUCUGCACUAAGACCAAUAAUGGGGGUCGAUCCCAGGACUGUGAGAUCAUGACCUGAGCUAAAAUCACCAGUUGGGACACCUAACCUCCUGAGCCACCCCAUCGCCCCUCCUUUUAUCCUUAACCACUUUAACAGAUUUCAGAAGUUUCCUGUUUGUCAUCCCUAUUUGUGAUUUCCUAAUUUUUUUUCCUUCCUUUUUUUUACCAAUUGGAUUCUUCUAGAGACUAUUAGCUUAUUCUUCUUUAAAGUGUUUGUUGUCAGACUAAACUAGGGAAAAGGAAAGGCCUGACUUAGAUAUGUGAAUUCAGGUCUCUUCCAUGAAAUGGGCACAUGCAUUUAUACCUUUGCUUCCACUAAGUAAUAGACUGUUGCCAUUUUUAAAACAUGUUACUCUUGGUUUAUCUUCUGUUUUCCCACUUUUGAUAAUGACAUAGUUAUAGGUCAACAUUUGGCAUCUUUAAAACAGCUGUGAAGUUCUGACGAUAAAUUACAUCUUGGACCCAGAAUCAGAUAAACCUUAGCAGGUGUUGGUACUGUGGCAAUACUGAGGACUUCCUGGCUCAUUUUCAUGGGGGUUAUUGCCACUCAAUUUUAUCUCAUUGUUCCCUUGCAGGCAUGUUAUUCUUUGAUAUCCAAAUUUUCCUUUUUCAAGAAAAGCCUGAAAUUCUGAUUUGUAUGUGAUGUUUUAAAUGUUUAUUAAGAAUUAAAAAAAAAUCAUUUGUUGGCCAAAUAAAACACACCACUUUUUCAUCCCUUUCUCCAACCUUAAAUUGUUUAUAACAAAGAUCAACCAGAGACCGACCAAAGAUCUCAGAAUCACCUACUGAGAUAUUUGAGAUAUAUUUGGUUCUAUUGCAUAUUAGGAUAAGAGAGGAAACUUGACUGGAAGCCACAGAAGACGAUGGUGGAAAAGGAGACAGGUUCAAUCCCUUAGUUUGGAAGAUUGAAUAAUAAUUGGGUCAUGAAGUCAAAUGGGCUGAGACUUACUCCACAUGCAUUACAUCAAGACUCCAAUUCAGUGAUUCCCAGUGUAUGGGCUGUGGGGAUGAGAAGAGGGUCUGCAGCCUAUAACGUAGUUUGUAUCCUGAAUAAACAAAUGCAUAUUAUGAAUGUACCUGCUGUUGUUUUCAAACUGUGUAUAGAGACAAGAUUCUGAAAACUUAUGUUUUAGACAUUCGAGCAUCUACCAUGGUAACUAACUGCUGCAUUAAAUAAUCUUCCCCAUAUUAACUAACUGUGAUUCUUCUUUAAAAAUUUUUUUAAUUGUGAGAUGUAUGAUUCACAUAGAAGAAAUAUUACAUUUAUUCAGUUUAAGGCAAACAGUUGAUUAAGAAAUAGAACCCUACUGAAUAUUUGAGAAGCCUCCUGUGGGUUGUCCUCCAAUUGCAUGCUCCCUUCCUUUAUCUACAGAGGUAGCCAGUUUGCUUCGUUUCAUAUUUUUUUUUUAAAUUUUUUUUAACGUUUAUUUAUUUUUGAGACAGAGAGAGACAGAGCAUGAACAGGGGAGGGGCAGAGAGAGAGGGAGACACAGAAUCGGAAGCAGGCUCCAGGCUCUGAGCCAUCAGCCCAGAGCCCGACGCGGGGCUCGAACUCACGGACCGCGAGAUCGUGACCUGAGCUGAAGUCGGAUGCUUAACCGACUGAGCCACCCAGGCACCCCUGCUUCGUUUCAUUUUAAAACCUCUUAAAAUAUCCAAGCAGUAAGUUGUUUAGUUUUGACAAACUGGCUAGCAAGCAUAAAUCUAACAUUGUAAAGAAAGAAUAAUAUUGUAAAUAUUAGGCCAGAUCUCAAUGGAGAAGGUAGAUUGAUUAAAGUAUUUGGGUCAGAGUCUGGUUUCAGCUUUCCUGAGAGUGUAUGAGAACUCUUUGCAGGGAAUUCAGUGGAUAAGGUUUUGAGUGAAUCUUGGGAAAUAGCAUCUGCUUUCCAUAGUUGGGCCUCUGGCAGUACUGUAGUGUGGAUCAGGUACUGGAUGUUCAGCAGAAGGAUUGGACUGCUUUUGUAUUUUAAAUCCCCAUGGUUUACUUUCAGCUCUUAGAAGUCAGAGACCACUUCUGUAGGUGAAAUAGUUUCCCCAGCUGAUUCAAGGAGGAAAUCAUGAGGUUAGAGCAGAAACUUCAUCAGUGGGUGUUCUGUCCUCUGGUUAAAAAGAUAAUAGUGGCCAGAAUGAGGAAAAAGGAUAAUAAAUACAAACGAACAAGAUUGAAGUAGCCUUAUAUAGAAGAAGAAAUAUUUAAAAUUUCCACAGAGUGACAUUAAAGAGGAUAUGAAUAAAUGGAAAAACAUUACUUGGGGUAGGAAGACUCAUUAUUAUAAAUUAUACUUAAAUAAAUCUUUUCUAAGAUUUCUGUUCAUGUGUCAUCUAGCCGAAAGCUUCUUAUAUAGUCCUAUAUAUAUAACUUAUAUAGCAAUCAUAUGUAAUUGCUUUAUUUUUCUCCCUAGCACUUUUCCCUGGCUGAUAUAACUGUACAUUUAUUUAUUACUUGUUUUUUCCCCUUCUGGAAUGUAAACUUAUGCAAAUGUGUAAAUUUAUGAGAGUAUGCUUAUCUCUCUCUUUUCUAGAAGGUAGCCUUAUGAGGAUAUGUUUUAUUCCUUGUGGUUUCCCCAAGCACCUUCAGCUUAUAGCACAUAAGAAACAUUCAUUGACUGAGGAAUGAAUGAAUAAAUAAAACUGUUCUUUCUCUCAUAAUCCAUAGAACUUACUGUCUAUUCCAGUUUUUUGGUCAUUAAUUUUGUUCACUUUAGCAUCUUAUAAUGCUUUCUAUUAUUUUCUUUUGGUUCAGUGUCUAAUUGUUUCAUUCCUGUAAGACAUUCUUCUCUGUGCUCCUUGAUGGCAGGAAUGGGACAAGUGCAUCCUUUGUAGGCCUCACAGUACAAGGCAAAUGCAUGUAGGAACUUACUGAAUUGAAUACGUUUAUUUAUUCGUAAGGACUUAAAUUGCUAAAAUCCAGUUUGCUUUCAACAAAAGGAGUAUUUUAAAUAUAUAAUACAGUAUAAUUCUAAACAAAACAGGGUUUUUUGUUUAUUUUUAAGGAUUGAGAAUUUUGGAGAUUUUUUUGAGCUCAUGGUGUAUUUUGGUAACUGAAAAUUGGAAGUUGUGCAAUUAUAAUUUUAUAAAUUUCUAUGUAAAUUUGAGUAAAAUUUUCAGUGAGAUGUGGAUUUCUUACCUUGAAAUUUUAAGUUUUAAAAAAUGUUGUUAUACUGUAUUUCUGUUGGAACUUAGUUUUAAGAUGAAAUACUCUAAACAUGUACAACUUUGGAGGCUAUUUAACGUUUUAUAUAUAUGUGUGCAUAUGUAAAUGUUUUUAUAAAUACUUUUUUUAUCAUUUCUCAUGCCAGCAUAUCAUUCAACAGUUUGUGUAAUGAUUGCUUUUGUGCUUUUACAUUGCCACUAGAUUUUUAAAAAAUCAUUGCUGAUGUAGUAUACAUCCCUUUCUACGUAUAGAUUCUGUAUAUUGUUUCUUAGAGAUAAGUCUCCAAGAAUGUAGUUAACAUUUUCAAAAACAAAUUAUGUAACAAAUACUGCAAAUAGUAUUGUAUAUGUUGAAAGGAUGUAAAAGUUUUGUUUUUUUUCUAAUUCAUAUGGAAAUUUAUUUAUUAAAAAUUAUUUUCCUUUUCUUUAUUUCAGACCAGUCUAUCCAUAUGGGGAUGGGGAAGCCUUGGCAUUGUCCUUUCUCUAAUAACCUUUGGACCCUUUGUAAUAUUUUAUUUGGCAUUUUAUAUCCUCUGCUUUGUGGGUGGGUUGUUGAUCUCCAUGAAAUUCCCUGCUAUGGGGUUUUGUGGUUACUCUCCUGUUUGGAAAAACAAACUCAGAGAAGUACCUAGAACAGUGUGAACACUCAUUUCUUCCUCCAACAUCCACUGGGAUUCCUAAGUGCUUAGAAGAAAUGAAACGAGAAGCCAGGACUAUAAAGAUUGAUAGAAGAUUGACAGGUGCCAAUAUAAUUGAUGAACCUCUCCAGCAAGUUAUCCAGUUUUCCUUGAGGGAUUAUGUCCAGUACUGGUAUUAUACACUAAGUGAUGAUGAAUCUUUUCUUCUUGAAAUUAGGCAGACUCUUCAAAAUGCACUCAUUCAGUUUGCUACUAGUUGGUGGACAUGUGGAUUCAUCAGCUGGUGGAUAUGUGGAUUGUUUCCACCUUUUGGAUAUUAUGAAGAAUGGUCAAAAGAAAUAGACUGGCAACCUUAUUUUACUACACGCAUUGUAGAUGAUUUUGGCACACACCUACGAGUAUUCAGAAAGGCUCAACAGAAGAUAACAGAGAAAGAUGAUCAAGCAAAAGGUACAGCAGAAGAUCUUGUGGAUACCUUCUUUGAAGUUGAAGUUGAAAUGGAGAAGGAUGUUUGCCGUGAUCUAGUGUGCACUUCUCCCAAAGAUGAAGAAGGAUUCCUAAGGGAUCUGUGUGAGGUCUUACUAUAUUUAUUGCUACCUCCUGGAGAUUUCCAGAACAAGAUCAUGCGAUACUUUGUCAGGGAAAUCCUUGCACGAGGAGUUCUUCUUCCAUUAAUAAAUCAACUCAGUGAUCCUGAUUAUAUUAAUCAAUAUAUCAUAUGGAUGAUCCGUGAUUCUAAUUGCAACUAUGAGGCCUUUAUGAACAUUAUUAAAUUGAGUGACAAUAUUGGAGAGCUAGAAGCAGUCAGAGAUAAGGCAGUAGAAGAAUUACAGUAUCUUCGAUCUCUAGAUACGGUUGGUGAUGAUAUCAACACUAUCAAAAAUCAAAUAAAUAGCUUAUUGUUUGUAAAAAAAGUAUGUGACUCAAGAAUACAGCGGUUACAGUCAGGCAAAGAAAUAAAUACUGUGAAACUGGCAGCAAACUUUGGGAAACUUUGCACAGUCCCCUUGGACAGCAUUCUUGUAGACAAUGUUGCACUACAGUUUUUUAUGGAUUACAUGCAGCAAACUGGAGGUCAAGCACACCUCUUCUUCUGGAUGACAGUGGAAGGAUACCGAGUUACAGCCCAACAGCAACUAGAAGUUUUAUUAAGUCGUCAGAAGGAUGGAAAACAUCAAACUAACCAAACCAAAGGUCUUCUAAGAGCAGCUGCUGUUGGAAUAUAUGAACAGUAUUUAUCAGAAAAGGCAUCUCCAAGAGUUACUGUUGAUGAUUAUUUGGUAGCAAAAUUAGCAGAUACUUUGAAUCAUGAAGAUCCAACCCCUGAAAUCUUUGAUGACAUUCAAAGGAAGGUUUAUGAAUUGAUGCUACGAGAUGAAAGAUUUUAUCCUUCCUUCAGACAGAAUGCACUUUAUGUGCGCAUGUUAGCCGAGCUGGAUAUGUUAAAAGAUCCUAGUUUCAGAGGAUCAGAUGAUGGUGAUGGAGAAUCUUUUAAUGGGUCUCCUACAGGAAGCAUAAAUUUGUCGUUAGAUGACCUUUCAAAUGUAUCUUCUGAUGACUCAGUACAACUUCAUGCUUACAUUUCAGACACUGGCGUUUGUAAUGAUCAUGGCAAGACGUACGCGUUAUAUGCUAUCACUGUUCACCGGCGUGGUCUUAACAGCGAGGAGAUGUGGAAAACCUAUCGCCGUUACAGCGACUUUCAUGACUUCCACAUGAGGAUCACUGAACAGUUUGAAAAUCUGUCAAGCAUAUUGAAGCUUCCUGGUAAAAAGACGUUUAAUAAUAUGGAUAGAGAUUUUUUAGAAAAGAGAAAAAAGGAUCUAAAUGCAUAUUUGCAGUUACUACUAACUCCUGAAAUGAUGAAAGCAUCCCCAGCUUUGGCUCACUAUGUGUAUGAUUUCCUUGAGAACAAAGCCUACAGUAAAGGGAAAGGGGAUUUUGCUCGCAAGAUGGACACUUUUGUAAAUCCACUUCGAAAUUCUAUGAGGAAUGUUUCAAAUGCAGUUAAAUCCCUCCCUGAUAGCUUGGCAGAGGGAAUGACUAAAAUGUCAGACAACAUGGGCAAAAUGUCAGAAAGAUUAGGCCAAGACAUAAAGCAAUCAUUUUUCAAGGUGCCUCCUUUAAUUCCGAAGACUGAUUCAGAUCCUGAACAUUGUCGGGUCUCAGCUCAACUUGAUGAUACUGUGGAUGACAAUAUUCCACUUAGAGUAAUGCUGCUUCUUAUGGAUGAAGUGUUUGACUUAAAAGAGAGGAAUCAGUGGUUGCGAAGGAAUAUCAAAAACCUACUUCAGCAGCUUAUUAGAGCCACUUAUGGUGAUACUAUUAACAGAAAAAUAGUUGACCAUGUUGAUUGGAUGACCUCACCUGAGCAAGUAGCGGACUUAGUGAAACGUUUCAGAGAUGCCUUUUGGCCAAAUGGCAUUUUAGCAGAGACUGUUCCAUGCAGAGAUAAAGCUAUUCGAAUGAGAACAAGAGUUGCAGGAAAAACUAAAUUACUUUCAAUUAUGCCAGAUGAACUGAAGCACAUUAUUGGGGCUGAGACAACACGAAAAGGUAUUCUUCGUGUUUUUGAAAUGUUUCAGCACAACCAGUUAAAUAGGAGAAUGGUUUAUGUCUUCCUGGAAGGCUUUUUGGAAACCUUAUUUCCACAGUAUAAAUUUCGUGAACUUUUCAACAAACUGCAUUCACGGUCAAAGCAGAUACAGAAAUAUAAACAGAAACUUCAGACUACUCAAGCGCCUUCUUUACAGAAAAGGUGACACUCCAAUCUAUGAAGCUGGUGUUCAUUUUGUCCAAGACUAAUAAUAUGGACAGAUCUUCUGGGGCUUAACUCAUAUACUGUUGUGUCGCACCAGUCUUUCAGUGUCUCAAAAUAGAUUAUUAAUACAUCCAUAGGACUGUGGUUCUUCUCAUCCUCGUCUGUAAUCCAGCCACUACCAAGAGAGAUUUCUGUGUCUUAAAUGAUUUGGUGCAUAUUUUUGCAGCAUUGAGAGGAUACUGCCCCCUUCUCAAGCAAGAAUGACGUUGGUCUCUUCCAUUUCAGCCUAAUCAGCAUUUUCCAGCAAUGACAAAGUGCCAGAAUGUAUAUACGAAAGCUAAGGAAAGCACAAAACAAUGGUUCACAGAUAAACUGGCUAAUUUGUUUAACACUGGGAAACUGAGCAGUGUAUGACUUGGAGGGAUUUGUUUUUUGCAUAAUAAUUUUAUAGGUCUUUAUCAGAAUUUUGAUAUAAUGUGGAUUAGCCAGGCGAAUGAUCUUUGCAACAUCUGCUUCAGGUCUGGGGAAAGUGACAGGAUGCCCUUAAAGUAUGAAGUAACCUUAUAUCCUAAUCACAGUUUUGUGACAUAAAACCAAUCAAAACCAGAAUUUGAUUGGAUUUGUUAUUCAUUGGUAUAAAACAAAUUUUAAUUGAUUCUUAUGUGCUUUGGGGCUCUAUUUUGCUCUUAUGGUACUCAACCAUAAAUUUUCUUCUGGUAUUCUGUGUGCAAAAUAAGCAUAUAGUGGCAUUCUCACUUAAGUUUCAAAAUUAUUACAGGUUUCUUUAUCUUUAAGAGAUUACGGAUUAUACAAUAGGGAGUAUAAUCUCUUGAAAGAACUGCCAAAUACAUUGUUGUUUUAAAAAAUAUGGAAAUUAAAAAAAACACACUCUUGAAAGUUACAAUAUGAUAAUUUUAAAUUGUGUGAUCUAGACAUACCUUAGGCGAUUGCAAAAGUAGCAAAUCAAAGGAUUAAAUGAGCUUAGUAGUCAUAUGUAAACAUACAAAUUCUUAAUUCUAUUACUGUGUAUAUAUGAAAAUAAAUAAUGAAAACAGAACUAUAAUAUUUUUUAAAAUAUGCUUUUAUUUAUAUUUUGCAUAAUGUAAAAUUCUACUAAAUAAAGCGAGUUGGCAAAACCCCUGGGUGUAUACAUUUAAAUCCCUAAAAUAAUUUUAUACCAACAACAACAAAUUACCUUUUCCAGUUUUGGAGCCUCUGCAUUUCUUAUAGUUUCUCGUUCUCCAUUUGUCCAUCUUGGAAGUCUUCAUAUCCCUUGUAUGCAGGAUUUCUGCAUAGUUUUAAAUACUUACACUGACUAAGGGUUUGGGUAUGUCAGCAUUUUUUGUUUUAAAAAUACUUAACACUACAACCUUAAAAUAGUGAAGCUACUCAUCAGACCACUGAGCCAAGAUCCUGGUAUUAAAAGAACGUCUGGGUGCUUAAGAUAAAGGGACAGAGUAUCAGUAUCCCAGUUAUUUGGGAGCUUUAAGAUUGGAACAAGAUGUUACUGUCUUGUUUUCACUGAGGUCCUACUUACAGAGUGAAGCCUAAUAACAGAAUAAAGCCUUCCUUUAAAGCUUUAUAAUAAUAAUCAUAUUUAUUAAUGAUGCUGUUGUGCAUACUUACAGUAUGCAUAUAUUCAGUAUGUGUUGCAUGUCUAAAGAAUUACAUAAAUGAAAUCCCUUUCAUUGCAACUUGGAAAUGAGAAAAGAUCCUUAUUGACUCUGGUGGAAGAAAUAGUAUUUUUUCUUCUCAUUGUGUCUCCCUGCUGAGGUCCCUCCCGAUGCCCCAGGCUUUCAAAGUGAGGAUUUGUGAAACACGUCUGUGGGAUGCAUCGGCAUGGCCACAAGUGCAAUGAUUUUCAAAUAUACCCUUGCCCAUUUCAAGUAUAUUUUUGACAUAAAUAAGUCUAAGAGUAAACAAGAAUUCAUGUAAGAGCCUAGUGUGUACCUGUGAAAAGCAUUUCCAGAUAAUGUGAGGAAUGUUGGCCAUCAACCAGGGAAAGAAAGGUCGUGCAAAAUGGCAACUUUUCAUAACAGAGCCCUGCAAGGUAACUGCAGUCAUACCAAAAACUAUAUGAGUAAGUGGGUUUUUAAAACAAUUUUUGUUGAAAGAGUUUAUAUUUCAGAAGCAGAAAUGUCAAAUGGUAGAGUCUAUGUAAAUGGCUGUGCGUCUUCUCCACGCACAUCUGUGUUUUUACAUCAGAGAGAGCUGUGGUCAUGCUAAAAUUAGAGAUACGUUUUAAUGACUUGGUCAAGCUGUAUGUAAAAUAUUUAAUCCAUGUCAAGUACAGUGUACUACAUUUAAUAAAGUUAUUACAUUUAAUGCAUUUAUUGCAUAUAUAAAUAUAUACCUGAAGAGGCUUUAAGUCUUCGGAUAUUUGAUUUUUGAAUGUGUUUUUAAGUCAGUGGUGCCUUUAGGCAAGAACCUUCAAAAUUAAUCAUAUUUUGUUUGGGUUUUCUGAUUUUUCAGGUAACAUAUAAACUAUUUAGAAACCGUCACUACUAACUUCUAGUUUAUUCACCUAAAAAUUGAUUGUAUGAUUUAAAUAUAGUGCUUAGCUGGGCAUUUCCUACGAUUAGGGUGUUCUGAAUAGUUGCUGAAAAAUUGUGCCAUUGACCAAUGGAUGCACUUGGUUAGCCUUAAUUUUUUUGUUAAAAAAAAAGUUAAAAACUUUCUUGUAUAUUUCAGUUCGCUCAUUUUAAGUUUGUGCUGCUGGUGUUUGGGGGAAAAUCAGUUAAGUGCUACCAGAAAGUGUAUCAAUUUUUUAAAAAUUAAGAACAAUAUAAAUUUCACAAUUUAAAAUUUUAAUUUUGUGCAAUAUUUUCAUUUAAUGCAUGUGUAUUUGAGUAAUUGUAAAAUAAAUGAAUUUUUAAUGUUUUGAGAUCUAGUUUAAACUGUUUCUUAACCCAACAACUUACAUUCCGUUGUUGCUGCAUCCUUUUAUUUAAGGACUUGUUUUAAAAGUCUUUUUUGUCACUCCUUGUAAAAUUAUUUUGUUAUUAGUAAAUUUUGCUUAUAGGAGCAUGGCUCCUGUACUACAAGGGAAGAAUAUAAAGAGCACAUCUUAGUAUUAUAGUUGUUAAAAGAUAACUUGUGCAUAUCAUUGUACAGUAAAUGUCAACUGUGUGCCUAACCUAUCAAUACUUUCCUUCUUUAACAAAGAAGAAACAACAAUCAGAAUGUCAGUUAUUUUUAUUGAACUAAAAGGAAGAUUAAAGUUUUUAUUUGGUUUGCGUUAUGUUCUGUCCAUUAGAAAAUACUAAUAAAGUAUUAACAAACCUUUUUGUUGAAUUUAUUUAGUAAUGUUGUAUUUUUAUUACUUAAAAAAAAAAAUGCUUGUUCAGUGGUCUUUUAGUGUCUGUGUAUAUUUUCCUUUCUUUUCAUUUUAGCAACCAGGCAGUUCAAGUUCCAGAUUGAUAGAAGAGCUGUUGAGUGAUUACCGACAACUAAUUGAAUUUAAUAUUUCCAUUUUAUGGGGCAAGUAAUUUACUACCAUAAUGUUAAGGAAACUUCAUACAAAAUUAGAAAGUCAUUUCCUCAUUGAGAAAGAUCUAUAAUAAAUAAUCCAUUAACAGUUUUUAUUUGAUCUCAUUUUUAAUUCAUAGUCUUCCUAAUAUUUUAGAUGUUUCAGUUCUAAAGGCAAUAGACUCAGUACUCAACGUGGCUGUGUCUGGGUGGUCAUAAUAUUCUUAGUCUUCUUAUAUCUGUAUAGACUUCUCAGACAUCAACUGUGAGUACUUUUACCCUACUAGGGACAGGCAUAGUAUUUGUUAAAGUGCACACUGUAAAAUAUUGGUCCCCUUUACAAUGUUUCUGAGCAGUAAUGUACUUCUAUGUAACUUAUGCAAGUCUACAUACUAUUCAAAACCCUAAAAUGUUCCUUUACAAUCCAAGUGAUACUAUCAAAGUUUCUGAAAAUUUCUGUAAUAAAUGAGUCUGUUUAAUUUUGUUUACCUAACUUCCCAAACUUAACCACAGAAUUUUUUGUCAUAUGCACCUUAAUUAAUAGCUUGAGGAUAAUGUUCCCAAGGAACAUGAUUUGAGAAAUCGUAGAUGGGGAGGAAAAAAAGGUGAAGCAUCUUUAAUUAGGGAAUAUAAACUCUAGACAGAAAAACCAGUGGACUUGGGCCACAAAGUUUUAUUUGUAGCCUAUCAUUCCAAUGGAAAGUUGAAUCUUUGGAAGAUAAAGGAGAAUAUGAAAAAUUAACAGGUUGUUAAAUAGCAGCUUUAGAGUUUAAUUCGACCCUGGGUACCAGAAUAAUGAACUCAGUAAGGG